UGCUAGAGUUGUGACAACAAACAUUUUCAAAUGGGUUACUUGGAGUACACACCAGUGAUAUAAAAUAUUUCCAUCAAUUUACAUAUUUGGCUUGAUUGGACUUUAAUUUUUCUUAGCAACUUGCAGAGCUGUCCAUAUUAUCCUGUUCAGUACAGGAAUUGAUCAAUCAAACUGCUAUCCAAACAUGUGUUAACCAAAAAAGACUAACGAGUUAAAGAAAGGGUUGAAGUUGAAAAGAUAUUGACGGAUGUGGUUUGAUAAUCUAUUUUCGUAGGAAUCAUUCAACCAUGGAAAUGUAACCUGUAAAGUUACAUUGAGAUGAAUCACUUUUAUCACAAGAGGACAAUAUAAAGAAACGAUGAAAGGAAUUACAUGAGUUGAGCCAAAUUAGCUACUAUUAUCAUGUUUGAGCGACUUCAAAGAGAUUUGCUAAUCAUUUCAAGUGGAAUUAAUUAUACCAAGGGUCAACUAUCACUACCAGACACUCAAUGAAACUGGUUAACAUUCAUCUAUCCAACAACAAAAUGACCAACAAAAACCUUAAUCAUUUAAUUACUAUAACCUGUGGUAAAUAAGAAUGAGCGAAACAAUCAAGGAUUAUUCACAUUGCAUUGCCUUUGAUUAAAUAUCAUCAAUCAUAGCCAUCUCCACCAUCAACAGCAGCAACAAAUGACUGAUUAUCUUUAUAAAGUACGGUGGAGAGGUUAUGGGCCUGAAAAUGAUACUUGGGAACCUCAAAGUAAUUUUUUCACCUGCCAUGAUGUUAUUGAAGAGUACAAAAGUAAAAAUAAAAGCUUCAAUUCGAUUAAAUCGCUAAGAAGUCGCAAUAAAAUUGCUAAAGGUGCAGAUAAAACGCUGAAAAGGAUUAAAUCAAAUUGCCCGCCAUUUGUUAAAGCCCGCUCAAAAAAAUCAAAAUUGUUGAGUAAGAAAGCUCUUUCUCGUAGAUCUUCAACUUCAACCUGUUCUUCCCCUUCUCCUUCUCCUUCUUCGUCAUCUUCAUCUUCAUCGUCAUCGUCGUCUACCUCAUCAACCUCUACUACUUCAAUUGUUGCCCGAAUCAAAAUUAAAAAGGAACCUGAACAGCAAGAUGAGGAAUGUAAUUCUUUAAUCGAAUUGGAAAGACUAGCUGAACUGAGAGGACUCAAAAAUACUCAACCCUGUAUUAAACAAGAAUCUCAGCAACAGUUAGAUGGUGAUGAUCAACAAAAAUCCAUAUCUUCUAUUGGUUCACCGUUACCUUUACCAUUUCCCUCAUCAUCUUCAUCAUUUUCACCCUCUUCUCGAUUCAACAUUGGAUACAAUUUGAAUCAAAGAUUUGGUAAUGACUGUAAAACUCCGUUAAUUUAUGCAGCUGAAGUUGGCAACACUAAAUUAGUUGAAUUUCUUCUUGAAUCUGGAGCUGCCAAAGAUUUAAAGGAUUCCAAUGGAAAUACAGCUUUGAUUCUGGCUAGUCAAAAUGGCCAUUAUGACAUUGUCCGGAGUUUGCUGCUUCAUGGAGCCAAUUUUUCAAUAAUCAAUGAUGCUGGUUCAAAUGCAUUGAGAACCGCUAAAUUAUUUGCAAAUGAUGAAACUCAGCACAUUUUGACCAAACAUGUUUCUCAGAUUACAAUGGCAUUAGAAAAUCAAGUUAUUGAACUUCUUCGCAGUACCGCUCGGAUAAGCCACGCUCUUUUUCCCAUUCAAUGCCAUUCCACAAGUGAAAAUCUUCGAUUUCGGUUGCUGUUCAAUUUUGAUUCCAUUGAGCCAUUUCAGCCAGGAAUUGGUUUUCUUCUGUUUAUAAGUGAUUUAACUUUCAGUCUCUUCAAGCCAGUUUCAUUGAGAUUUUUCAGUCCUUCCGCCAAAGUUAAGGUCUACCUUAAUGGAACUCUUCAAAAAUCUUUAACAGAGGGUGCCAAAUUUGUCUUCUCAUUCACUCCUUUACGUCGAGGAGUUAAUGAGCUUUUGCUUACCAUUAAGGAAUCUCAAUCACGACAGUGUUUCAUCAUUUGUGCCUAUCAAGUUACCUUGAUCAACUCUAAACCCUAAUUCAAUACUGAACCAAGAAAGCAAAUUAUUGUUUAAAUUGAAUCAUUAAUUUUUAUUGAUUAUUAUUCAUCAUUAUCACUGUGUCAAGAAAUUCAAAUGUCAAGACAAUUUAAUGGCCAGAGGUCGAGAAUCAAAAUAUCACCUGGUAAUACAAUUAGCAUCAGUGAAUGAACCAAUUUUUUUAAACUUCUCCAGCUCAUCCAGAAUAACAAUUAUAUUUUGAAAAUGAAGUGGAAAAAAUUUUUGCAGCCAAUUUCAUCGAUUAUGAACAGAAAACAAAUAUUCAUUACGUCAACAAACUGAACCCAAGAUGAUACUGGUUCAUGAUUGAUCAAAGAAAGUUGCUCACAGAUGCAGACACUUUACUGGUGAAUGUUAUUUAGAUAUCAAAUUGUACAUUAGAUACCUAAAACUCAUCAUUCCUGCUAAAACAAGUUGCGCGGCCAAUUAAAGUACAACGCAAUUGAUAGACAAUUCAUUGGAACUUCACUUGAUACCUGUUCUUAUCAAAAGAUCAUCAUUUCAUAUUGAUGAAUGUUUAAUCAGUGAUAAAUGUUUUCUUUUUCGCUUAAUCAAUUUGAAUUUGUUUCUUAUACUUAUGUUUGUGUUCAUGUUUGUAAUCAACUUUAAUAAUCUCAAUGCAAAAUCAAAAAGAGAUGACACCAUGGAAACAAAGUCUAUGAUCAUUUAAUCCAUUAAAAAGUACAAUCUUACCAUUUUUACUUUAAUGUAACUCUCAAUGAUAAUUUUUAAAAUAAAUGUUUCUUUCUCUGUUCA
Molecule: messenger RNA, 2802 nt
Organism: Tetranychus urticae (two-spotted spider mite)
Lineage: Eukaryota; Metazoa; Arthropoda; Arachnida; Trombidiformes; Tetranychidae
Molecular function (GO): protein binding
Source: RefSeq, a predicted model, not a curated record